Molecule: messenger RNA, 1998 nt
Organism: Coccidioides posadasii C735 delta SOWgp
Lineage: Eukaryota; Fungi; Ascomycota; Eurotiomycetes; Onygenales; Onygenaceae
Biological process (GO): SRP-dependent cotranslational protein targeting to membrane
Cellular component (GO): signal recognition particle, endoplasmic reticulum targeting
Molecular function (GO): 7S RNA binding; signal recognition particle binding; endoplasmic reticulum signal sequence receptor activity
Source: RefSeq, a predicted model, not a curated record
CGGGACGCAAGAGGUCUAAUCCGUCAACAUGGACAUCACAGACUACAUCGUUUCACGGAGGGCUGAUGCUCUGUUAAUCGGAGACUACAAUACCUAUCGUGCUCGAGUGACCCGCAGAUUGCACGCCCAGCGUAAGCGACUUGGGAGAACGACACCCAAGGGCAAGAAAUACACGCCAAAGCCACUUGUGACCGCAGAAGAAAUUGCCUCAAACUCCGAGCAUGUAUUUCUUUUUCUCCUCGCUGCAGAACGAGGAUGGGCGUCAGCUAUGCAUAUGAGAUCGGUGCACUCCGCAGACCCAUCUACAAAAGGAAUUGUGGGCUCAACGAGGCGUCACAUAAUAUCCCGUUUAAACAAGGCGGCGACAUACGCGGAACAACUUGUCCAAGUGCUUGAAAAUCAGUCGGCCUCUGGAGCGUCGAAUGUUGGUUUGCUAGAGGCUCGAGCCUACCUUGCUUCUCUCAGAGCAACCUUUUGGAUGGAGAAGCAGCGGUGGGAACAGUGCCUGCGCCAAAACUCGCUAGCCCGUGUGAUAUACACAGCGAUUCAAAAGAAGACUGAUCGUGAAGUUUUCCGUGAUCUGCUGUCUAGCACCAUUGAUCCUGGAAUUAGAUAUGCAGCGUAUCAACUCAAAGUCCCUCGUUCUGUACCACUACACACCAUUAGCAUUCAACAUUUUCCCGCGGAUGAGAAAGUGCGAGCAGAAAUAGAAGCCCUUGAUCCUGAAGCAUUGUCCGAAAAGGGGGGUGAAAACAAGGUCACUGCCGAUGGGAGCACCCAAGAACUUCCGGAGACGAUUACAUGGCGAUCGCGAACUGUGAAACUCGAAGAUGCUUCCAUAUCACAGGCUUUGGGAGCAGCGGCCGCUGCUGAAUCCGAACUUUCGAUCUGGAUGUCUAGCCCUAAGGGCCAACAUGCGUCCCCCAAAGACAAGGCGGCCAAAUAUGACAACGUCAUUAUUGCUAGUCAGGACGCUGUUGACGCCACGAAAACUGCAAUUGAUGAACUCUCUAACGAUGGAGUCGACCAGGGAGAUCAAAGAAUGCAGGCUUUGCAAAUCACCCGAACCUCCGUGAACUAUGCGUUGGUUGGGUGGCGUGUCGGCCGUAAUAGAGUUCUGUGUGGUCCCGAGGAUGGCUUACAGUUUGAGGCUGAGAAAUUUAGAAGUACAAAGAGGCCGAAGAUUCAGCGAAAUUUGAAGGCUCCAAAAGAGGAGAGUACAGGGAAGAAGCUAGCUCGGCUACGUGAAAGGGUUGUACUUUAUGAUGCGAUCCUGCAAAGCUUAGACUCCGUUAAAGAACUUCCAGGAGUUGCUGGAGAUGCCGAAUUUAUGGACGAGUUGAGCGCGACUCGGAAUUACUUCUUAGCAUUGAGGUGUCUCUCCAUCGGCAGAUCCCAUGCCUUCCUUUCUAACCCGAAGAACGCCCUGGCGCUCUUCGCUCGGGCAUCAGAUCUAGCCUCCAAGUGCCAGUCUGCCAACGCACACCCCACCAGUGCAGCUGGACUGUCACGAAUGGAGGUGUCCGGGCAGCAAGCAAAUGCGCUGUCAACGCAUUUACAACAUCUCAUCUGGCAGUACCGUGGAAUUGUCGAAAUUGAGAAGCUUAAUGAUGAAGCUUCGCGAGUGGAAGAUUCUACGCUACCACCCCUUCUUGAACGACUAGGAGGUUAUCCUUCAGCCAGCCCGGAUUUAUCCAACCUGGUGACAUAUCCUCCCAAGAUCCAACCGAUCCCCGUGAAGCCGCUCUUCUUCGAUGUUGCUUGGAACUACAUCGAUUAUCCUCGGGAGGCCAAGAGGGCCAUUGAUGUUCGCGAAUCCACCACGGCGGAUACUGAAGAAAAGCCGGAACCAAAAAAGAGAGGAUGGUUUGGUUUCGGUCGAUAAUCGCAUUGUAGUUAAAAACAGAUAUUCAUUUUCAGGCCUUUUUAUGGAGGUGCUAGACUUAGUUUCAUCUGGAGAUUUCGAGAGAUCAAUAAAUAGUCCACUGUUUGCAGCCC